Messenger RNA from Sphaeroforma arctica JP610, 2300 nucleotides. RefSeq lists its product as hypothetical. Bases 1 to 2142 code for a protein of 713 amino acids. Lineage: Eukaryota; Ichthyosporea; Ichthyophonida. Gene Ontology annotation, molecular function: identical protein binding; AMP binding; monosaccharide binding. The transcript is spliced from 14 exons. Gene Ontology annotation, biological process: fructose 1,6-bisphosphate metabolic process; fructose 6-phosphate metabolic process; canonical glycolysis. The record is from RefSeq and is a predicted model, not a curated record. Gene Ontology annotation, cellular component: cytoplasm; 6-phosphofructokinase complex.
AUGUAUCAGGGAGGCGACAACAUCAAGAAAAUGGAAUGGGCUGACGUCAACAUGAUUAUACACAGAGGCGGUACCAUCAUUGGCUCUGCGCGUUGUAUGAAAUUCCGUGAACGCAAGGGGCGUUUACAGGCGGCGGAAAAUCUGCUCAAAUGCAAAAUCACAAACUUGAUCGCCUGUGGAGGUGACGGUAGUUUAACCGGUGCUAAUCUGUUCCGUUUAGAAUGGCCGUCGCUGUUGGAAGAGCUCGUAGCUGAGGGUCGUGUAACACAGGCGCUAGCAGACGAGUGCUCGUAUCUGAACCUGGUGGGUCUGGUAGGAUCCAUUGACAACGAUAUGGUGUACGAGGGUGACCUGACAAUCGGUACAGACACCGCACUCAACAGAAUUGUGGAGUCUAUCGAUGCCGUUACAACCACUGCCGCGUCCCACUUGCGUACAUUCGUCAUGGAGGUUAUGGGACGCUACUGUGGCUACCUGGCUUGGGCGGCCGGUAUCGCCACCGCCGCUGAUUUUGUGUUGAUUCCCGAAUCGCCUCCAGAUGUGGACAACUGGGAGGAAGUCAUGUGCUCCAAAUUAGCGAAGCGUCGUAGUAGGGGCCAGCGCCUGUGUUUGGUGAUUGUCGCAGAGGGAGCCAUUGACAGACACGGAAAGGAAAUCUCAGCCGAGCAUGUCAAGAACGUCAUUGUCGAGCGCUUGCAGCAUGACACUCGUAUCACCAUUUUAGGACAUGUGCAAAGAGGCGGGCAAACCUCGGCAUACGAUCGCCUGAUGGCCACCAUCACCUCCGCUGCAGCCGUUGAGAAGGUGCUUGUGGCUAAGCAAGGAGACCCGGCAACCAUUGUGGGGAUGAAGGGUUCCAAAUGCAUCUUUGCCCCAUUGGUCGAGACUGUCCAAGCGACACAAAAAGUGGCCGAGUUGACCAUCAACCUCAACUUCGCGGGAGCUAUCAAACAGCGUGGAAAGAAUUUCGACCGUGACUACGCAUUCCAUCUGCAGAUCAAUGGAACGGAUGUGCGUCUGGCCGAUGGCGUCAAGGCGGGGGAACACGGUGUUGGACUAGUGCACGUCGGAGCCCCAGCUGCCGGUCUCAAUUCUGCCACACGAGCUACAACACGCUACAUGCUGAAUCAUGGCUGGAAGGUGUUCGGAGUGUCGGAUGGCUUUCAGGGGCUAGCAGAAGGGCGGUUAAAGGAACUGGGAUGGAUCGAAGUGGGAGGAUGGCAUAUGAGCGGAGGCUCGCGUCUGGGUGUAAACCGUAAGUUGCCCAAUGAGGUGGGCAUUGAACAGUGCGUGGCAACCAUCAAGGCCAACAACCUGAAUGCGCUUUUCAUCCACGGAGGUUUCGAGGCCUUCAACGCCGCAGUGCAACUCAAAGAAGCGAGGGAGAAGCACCCGGAGUUGAACAUCCCCAUUCUGGUGAUCCCCUGCACCAUCAGUAACAACGUACCAGGAACGGACUGGUCGCUGGGCUCAGAUACAGCCCUCAAUGCCGUGUGCGAUGCUAUUGACAGGACUAAGGUCUCCGCCUCAUCCUCCAAGCACAGGGUGUUUCUGGUGGAAACACAGGGUGCAAACUGUGGUUUCCUGGCAGGUAUGUCUGCCCUGGCCUCGGGUGCGCACAAAGCGUGGGUGCCGGAGGAGAGCUGUUGUGUAGCGGAUCUUAAGACAGACAUCGAAAUGAUUAGGAACAGAGUCAGCCGAGGGGGACAGUAUUCGGUCAUUGUCAAAAAUGAUAAAUGCAAUGCUUCGUACGAUCUCGACUUCUUUACGUCUCUGUACUCACAAGAGGCGCAGGGCAAAUUCUCUGUACGGGACUGUUCGCUGGGACACUUGUGCCAGGGCAUGUACCCCUCGCCACUCGACCGCGUGAGGUCGGCCCAGUUGGCAGCCUUCGCAGUGGAAACCGUUCUGAAAUCGCUCAACGAGUCCGGAGACAAGCCCGUUGGGGUUGUAGGCCACCGUGACGGCAGCUGUAGGAUGACAUCCAUUGAUGAACUUUUACCAGAGGCUGACUGUGAGAAGCGUGUGUGGAAGAAGCAGUGGUUCCUGAAGUACCUACCACUGGUUGGCCUGCUGUCCGGUUAUGAACUAGGAGUGGACGGCCCAAAAGUCUUGCAUGACAUGUUUGACAUGAACGAGUAGAUGUUACUAGUAGAUGUUAAUAGUAGAUGUUAAAAGUGUGUUAGUGCGUCCAAAUACCUUCUGCGGAAUUGUAUAUGAUUCUUCCGGGGUAUGGUAUGGAUUGAAUUGGUGCAGGUAUCGUUAAGCAUCUGGGAUAGAAUAAAGUUAUGGACCUAUCA